CACUUAAUAACAGCAGGAAGACAACACAGUCUACUAUGGAUGAGGAGAGAGAGGUGGGGGGUUCUACCUCUAAGACCACUCUGUCUUGGGAACAUGGCCGCCAGAGCAAAGCUAAGAGGAAUGGCCUCUGCAAUCACUUCCUGGUCUGAGGAGAACUUUUCAUGUUCCAUCUGUCUGGAUGUGUUCAGCAGUCCAGUUUCCACACCAUGUGGACACAACUUCUGCAGAACCUGUAUUACAAAGUACUUGGAUGAACAAGUCAAGUACAAAUGUCCCGUUUGCAACAAGCUUUUCGACACAAGACCUGAUCUACAGGUCAAUACCCUCUUAUCAGAGAUGGUUGAUCGGUUUGGAACGUCCGUAAGAGUAAGAGAGCAGCCUUAUGUUGAACCAGCUGAAGUUCCCUGUGACGUUUGUACUGGGACCCAGCUGAAGGCUGUGAAGUCCUGCCUGGAGUGUUUUAUGUCGUUCUGCCAAACCCACCUGGAGCCUCAUCAGAGAGUCACAGUUUUGAAGAAACAUCGGCUGGCCGAGCCUAUGGACCGUCUGGAAGGCAGGAUGUGUAAGAAACACGACCGACUUCUGGAGCUCUUCUGCCAGACUGAACAGGUGUGUGUGUGUCAGUUCUGCACAGAGAAAGACCACAGGUCCCAUCCUGUUGUACCUCUAAAGGAGGAAUAUGAAGUGAAGACGGCCCAGCUGGGGAAGAUAGAGGCUGAAGUUCAGCAGAUGAUCCAGGAGAGAAAAAUAAAGCUCAAGGAGAUCAAAGACACAGUAGAAAUGAGCAAGAAAGACGCAGACAUCACUGCUCUGAUGCGCUGCAUUGAAAAGUGGCAGGAUUAUCUCAAGCAAAUGGUGAAAGAGAGACUGAAAUCCACAGUGAAACAAGCUGAAGACCUCAUCAAAGAGCUGGAGAAGGAAAUAGAAGAUCUGACCAAUAGAAGCUCAGAGCUGAAGCAGCUCUCACACACUAAAGACCACCUCCACUUCCUCCAGACCUUCAGAUCCCUGAAGAACCCUCCACCCACCAGGGACUGGACGACGGUGGAGGUCCGUCCUCCGUCAUACGUAGGGACCAUGAGGAGAUCCCUGGAUCAGCUGGAGGAGAUACUUAACAUGGAGAUGAAGAAGCUGUGUGAUGAUGCUGAACUGAAGAGGGUCCAGCAGUAUGAAGUAGAUGUGACUCUGGAUCCUGAUACAGCUCAUCCCUGUCUCAUCCUGUCUGAGGAUGGGAAACAAGUACAUGAUGGAGAUGAAGAGAGGAAACUCCCAGACAACCCGAAGAGAUUUACGAAGCAACUAUGUGUUCUAACGAGGCAGAGCUUCUCCUCAGGGAGAUUUUACUUUGAGGUCCAGGUUAAAGACAAGACUGGAUGGGGUUUAGGAGUGGCCAGAGAGUCCAUCAACAGAAACAGUUUCAUUAUAGUGACCCCUGAGACGGGUUACUGGACUGUUUACUACGAAGAGGAUGGGUUGUUAUUUAGUGAUGACCCUGAUGUCCGUCUCCCUCUGAGUGCUGAGCUCCAGAAGGUGGGGGUGUUUGUUGAUUAUGAUGAGGGUCUGGUCUCCUUCUAUGAUGUGGAAGCCAGGGUUCAUAUCUACUCUGCUACUGGCUGCACCUUCAGUGAGCCUCUCUAUCCAAUCCUCUGUCCAAGUCUCUAUGAUUAUAAAGGUAAUAACUCUGCCCCCCUGAUCAUCUCACCUGUCAAUCAAACAGACUAGGACCUUUGUUUGAUAAUAAAAUAAUCAAACAACCUAAACAACUGAUGUUGUUUUCUGAAUUAGAAUCUCUACUAUGUGAGAUCUGAGAGAACUAUAUUCAUAUUGUGGUUUUCACUCUAAUUUAAAAGAUCAAUAAAUUAAUCCACUAACACUCUGUAAUCUAAAAAAUAUAACCCAUUAUA
Gadus chalcogrammus (walleye pollock) is the source of this 1904-nucleotide messenger RNA. RefSeq names its product E3 ubiquitin-protein ligase TRIM39-like. The record is from RefSeq and is a predicted model, not a curated record. NCBI's taxonomy places the organism in Eukaryota, Metazoa, Chordata, Actinopteri, Gadiformes, Gadidae. The transcript is spliced from 3 exons. The coding region runs from base 40 to 1722 and encodes 560 amino acids. Gene Ontology annotation, molecular function: zinc ion binding; protein binding.